Molecule: messenger RNA, 2232 nt
Organism: Kickxella alabastrina
Lineage: Eukaryota; Fungi; Kickxellomycota; Kickxellomycetes; Kickxellales; Kickxellaceae
Exons: 2
Coding region: 1-2232 (743 amino acids)
Source: RefSeq, a predicted model, not a curated record
AUGGCAAACGACAGCAGCAGCAAUAGCGCCGACAGCAACAACCCUAAUACACAUUACAAUAUGCCGUCCAAAGAGCUGGACUGGUGGUCUGAAGAUGCCAUGGUGCGCUUCGGAACAAACACACAAAAGUCGAACGAGCCCGCGUGGCAGGACGUUGGUGCCAACGUGCUGCGCAUGGACUCGCUGUACGAUGCCUCGUUCCACAACUGGCUAAAGUGUGAGGACAACGUGACGAUAAUCGCAUCAUAUCUGCAACGCAUCGCCAAUGAGUACCCGAUGGACCGCAUCAUCAACGCGCUCAGGUGGCUGGUGUCGUCUUGGCGACUCGAGUCAACAGUAGUCAUUGUGCGGCACAUCACAGCAGACUGGGCACUUCCCAAGAACCCGCCCAAACCCACAGCAUCGAUGCCAUUCCGCCUCGACACACACUCGGCGUCACUGCAGUCGGACCCUGCUGUGCUGAGCGGCGAGGGCCGGCGAGGAGUGCUUGUGCGCGAGCUUACAAAGGACUGGUCGAGCCAGCAGAUUGCACAGCUUGUGGGCAUGCUGGCGCUGACGUUCUGGAGCGAGCGCACGCACCUCGAGGCCUUCCUGCGCACGCUUGUUUCGGACUGGGACUUUUGCCGACUGUCCAGCUUCUUUUCGUACGUCAGCGGCCAGCUGGGCCUUGACUACCGCAUGAAGGUAUCGAUGCUGCAGCAGGCCGCCCGGCGCAACGCAUCGCGGCUCUCGGUCAAGCGCGCCCGCAACGGGGGGCCCAACACGAAAAAGUCAGCCGAUGGAAGCAACGAGGAUGAUAGCAGCAACAAGCGGAUGCGCCAGGACACGCUGGUGCACGAUGCCGAGGACACUGAGUCUAGCCCCGUGGCGUCUGCAAUGAGCUCGUCGUUGACUGAAGUGUCCAGCGAGCGCGAAAUCCGCCCUGAUUCAGCAGCAGUCACCCCUGCUGCUUCUACCGCUGCCGCCGCCGCCGCCUCCUCCAUCAUUGAGAACAACAGCAGUAGCGGCGGCGUUCAGCAGCCUGUGCUAUUGGCAUCCACCCAUAUCUCCGCCGCCGCGACAACCUCUGCAGUCACACCCAAUGGCACUGCCACCGCCUCGGCUGCCGUCAAUGCUGCUGCCUCGACCUCCUUCAGGUCAAUUGUUCCCUCACCCCGCGCCGCCGCCUUUUUGGCUGCUCGCAGCUCCCGAAUUAGACCAAUCAUGGAGUCUAUGCGGCCUGCACGGCCGUCGUUGCUGCAGUUUGACAUCCAGACAGCCUCAGCAAUACACCGGUCUGCUGCCGCUGUUGUCGGCGCGGCGACGACCCCCUCUUCUCCAGCUGACUCAACAAUGUCCGACUCGCCUUCUUCCAACACUUCGGCCUUGCUCAACCGCAUUUCAUCGCAGCCGUCGUCGUCUUCGAUGGAGGUCGACUCAGAGGAGAUCCAACCGUCAUCUUCAUCGACUGACCUGGCAUCUAUGCCGUACGCUCAGCAACAACAGCAGCAGCACCAACAUCAGCAGCAGCAGCAGCAGCGCCGCCGGCUGAGAAACAAUACCAGCGGUGCCACAGUGGCGCCAUCGAGCGCAUCAUCACCGCUGGUUGCUAGCAGCAGUACCGAGCACACAGCAGAGGCAUUGUCCGCUGCGGGAGCGUCGUCGUCCUCCUCCAAUAUGGUUUCGCGGCGGCCACUCACGCCCCAGAUUUCGUCGAGCGUGUUCAUCGUGGGGUCGGACAGCCACCCGUCCUCGCCCAACUUGCGGCAGCAGCAUCGCCACAACCACAGCUAUCAGUACCAUGACUGCCCCCAGCCGCUGACGCCGGCUCACACGUCCUCAGGGCUUUCGAUUAUCGGCAGCUCUGGCGACAGCGUGUCGUCUGGGUCGUCGACCACAGGCAGCGUGCCCAACCGGCCGGCCAUGCGCAUCCACGCAGCCAGCCUUAGCUCUGCCAACGAGUCGCCGUCACUUCUCAGCAGCAGUGGUGGCACUGACAGCACUGGCCAGGCGCCUCAGCAGCAACAGGCUCAGCAAAGCCAGCAGCAGGAGUUCAGGGCGCGUACUGCCAGCGAGAGCGAGCUGGGUCAGUUUGAUGGGCCUGCAUCGACACACUUGGCCUUGCCCUUGCCUUCGGAUUCGCCUGCCAAUGCCUCGAGCCUGUGUGGCCGCACGACAUCUACCCAUUAUGAUGUCCUAGGCAUUGUCAUGGCCGCCGAACCCGAGCAUCAGCUUGCAAACUCAUCGGCGUGA